AUGGAUAUCUCCCAUAUACAGGCAUAUGCACAGAAUCUAGAAGAUCGUAAACAUCAGCGGAGGACAGAGAGUGAGCGUGAGCGUGACCAGGGUCAUGGAGCGGGUCAGAGUUUUAAAGCAUCAGGUUCUCAGUACAGACUAGAGUCUAGUCAUAUGAGACCCCCAUUACCACGGUGUGCCCAGUGUGGUAAGUUACACGCAGGUCAGUGUCGACGGGGAUCAGAUGCUUGUUUUGCUUGUGGCCAGCCAGGGCAUGUGAUGCGGCAGUAUCCGAUGAGAGGUGGUGUAGGUAUUGUUCAGCAUACUGGGUCCGUAGCUGGUUCUUCUUCUGCAGUGCGCCCUUCAGGGCAAGGUUUUCAGACACCAGCCGGACGUGGUAGAGGGAGGAGUGGAGCGUCUAGCUUGAGCGGUUGA
This is a messenger RNA of Lycium barbarum (goji berry), 414 nucleotides long. RefSeq lists its product as uncharacterized. Gene Ontology annotation, molecular function: nucleic acid binding; zinc ion binding. Lineage: Eukaryota; Viridiplantae; Streptophyta; Magnoliopsida; Solanales; Solanaceae. The transcript has 2 exons. The record is from RefSeq and is a predicted model, not a curated record. Bases 1 to 414 code for a protein of 137 amino acids.